Haliotis rubra (blacklip abalone) is the source of this 3279-nucleotide messenger RNA. RefSeq lists its product as uncharacterized. Lineage: Eukaryota; Metazoa; Mollusca; Gastropoda; Lepetellida; Haliotidae. The record is from RefSeq and is a predicted model, not a curated record. Gene Ontology annotation, biological process: protein phosphorylation. Gene Ontology annotation, molecular function: ATP binding; protein serine/threonine kinase activity. The coding region runs from base 115 to 3033 and encodes 972 amino acids. The transcript is spliced from 9 exons.
UGACAAUACGGGGAAACCCCAAGUCCCUAACUGAUGAAAUGGAAGCUCACGCACGCGCAUAGCCGACCAAAAGUUCCAGUGAACAGGUUCGUUUGAACAGGGACCAUAUUCAAGAUGUCAGACAACGUGCUGAAAUAUUUUGGACUUCAGCCAAUUACUGAUGAAGGAAUUCAGGCGGUCAUCUAUGGGGAAACGGUACCCACCUCAGCAACACAAAAACUGCACAAGUGGCUAGCUCUCCUUCCACCGAAUAUACGUCAACUCAUAGAUGAUGCAAGGGAACAGAAGCGACCCUUUCUACCACCCGAAGCCACACCUGAGAUGAUGACCGCUGCAAAUGAUAGAAUCUCAUCAAUGAAUCAGAUGGAAGUAUUGUAUAGGUGCAUAGAUCUGGCAAUAGAAGCUGGAGAUUUCAAGAUGGCCGCCUGUAUUGCCUUUACCGUGGACCGGGCCUCCUACUGGUCUGGGACGUCCAAACCUCUGCUGCAAAUUGUGGAGUUUAUAAAGGAGAAAUGUCCGGAGGUGGCCAUCGCUCCUCAGAUCCAAGUGAGGAAAGCCCGGCUCUUGAAGGACGAGGGGGACCUCCAUGGAGCUAUCAAGAUCCUCAACCAAGUCCUCAUUAGACCCCAGGGGAAUCCAGGGGAAUGGAGGUAUGCCGAUGAUGACCAGUAUGUCACCACAAAGGCAGAGGUCAUCAAGAUCAAGGGCAAUAUUAUGCACAAUCUAGGUAUGAUGAAAGAAGCUGUCGAGCCUCUGUUGCAAUCAAUCCAACUGUUUGCCUCUCUGAGGGAACAGGACGACAAGGGUAUAGCAUCGUGUCUCGGGCUGCUCACCAGAUGUCUGGGAAGAUUGUCACUGAACGACUACGAUGAAGUCCGACAUAGAUUUCCCGAGGACUUUGAGUCCCAGCAUCCCUGUCACCAGUCCUACUUGACCGGCAUUGAAGCUGUCCGCUACAUUCUGACUAUUGAUGAGAGCCUGUACCGCUCCAAGCAUCAGCUGGAUGCGGAUGUUUCACUGUUGAAAUAUGCCAUCCUACGACCUUCUGUCCAAGAGGAAUACAAGUUGUUCCAGACAGUUCUGAAGGAGAUGAAGUCCUGCUUGAGUGCACACAAGACCGUCUCAGCACUGAGGAGUGUGGAACAGUUCCAUGAAUUUGUCCGCGCUCUAUUCAUGAUCAGCCUCACUCUGUCACUCACCCCUGUUCAGCAGGACCGAGACCUAGCCGAGUACCUGCAGCAGCUGAGCAUGGAGUUAUACCUGCAUCUAUGUAGCCAUCAAGCUGCUGGUCAGGCGGCCCAGCUGGACCAUACAUCGAGGACAGUGAAGAUUAUGAACUUGUCUUUAGCAAUCCUUGAUCUUCCUAAGCUUGAAGGGAAGGUUGCCGGGAAUGACAGCAUGGGUAGGCAACAUAAUGGGGAUACAUCCCAGAUGCAAGAUGGGUCUCAGAAGGAAGAAGAGGGAUUUCCGGGAGGAGGGGCCUCUCAGAAUGGAGGUGUGUCCCCGCAGCAAGGAGAUAUGGUCCAGGCUGUGGAUGGGGCGAGGUCAUUAGCCAAGCAUGGAUCGACCUCAGUGGAAGGGCAACUUGGAGGGAAGUGCAGAUCAAGAGAAGCAGAAAUAUGUGGUGUUACCCCUUCUUUGGGAAGAGCAGAGACAGAGCCCUCUAGAGGAUCGUCAUUCCAAAGCCAUAAGCCAGAAUACACGGAUAUCCAAACAGAAACAAAUGAAUCUAUGGUGAUCUAUAGGCGAAGGAAGGAAACGACCCCGAGAGCCUGGACGUACGGUUUCCAGCAGGCAUCCCUCGGCAGUGAAGAGACACCUCAAGGCUGUUACACCUAUCCCCUGAUGACUCCAGGCAGGGUUGUGGAUCCUAAGAAGCAGUGGCAGAUAUAUAAGCAUAAAUGUGUAGGUCUUCCUGUGGAUCCAGCUUUCUUCUCCUCCCCGGUUCCUUGUAGAGGUACCCAGGACCCGGACGAUGCAUCUUCCUCAGUUCAUAGAAAGGACCUUGUGAAUUUAUCAGUACCGUAUGUUACCCAAACUGUUGAAAGCAGAGAAAGCACUGGGGAAGGGAAACAGAUAACCAACAAGAAUAGUUUGGUGGACCAGGAUGCUACAACGAAGCCAUCCGAAACAUGUGAAGAUGUUAACAGAUUAUUCCUCCACCCCCACGACAUUCCCAAUCAGCCAAUGAGAAGCGAGGAAGACAGGAAGAAAAGACAGUUGAAUGAGAAUACUGAUAUUCCAGAGUUACAGCCCCUUGUUGACCUUUCAAGGACAACAUUGACCGAUUCUUUUGUAGAAAUGGAUCUUGGCGAGAGCAUCUCAACGGAUGAUCCGGCAGAGUACCUAAGCAACUGGCGUCCACCCCUGCCACAGCCGGAAUCUCCCGCAGAUAAGCUCCGAAGGUCAUUCCUGCUGACAUACAACCCCGCCACUGGUGACUGGACAGCACAGAGUACUCUGGUAUAUAUUGGGAAGACGCUUGAUCUGGAAGAGGGGAAGAGAGGACACUGCCGAGAUGCCUACCACGUUCAGUUCCUGCACCAAGAGGAACCCAGAGGACGAUACGUGGGCAAGAGGUACAGGUCUCCACAGAACCACUCUGUAACACGCUACAUGCAGGAUGUGGUGUGUCAGAUGAUGGCUGGACACUAUGUCCUCAAGUUCAACGAGAUCCUGCAGAACUACCAGCGAGACAUCCAGGUCCAGUUCCUUCCUGCAUCCCACCUUCAGUUGCUGACACCGGACGGACGCCUGGAGGACUGCAUCAACGUGGAACCCUACCUCCACGGCGACUUCAUAAAACUCACCAACAACUUGGCCUUCUCCAACAAGAAGGAACAUCGCGGGGAGGAACUGGCCACGGCCUUGACCCACUUCUCCUUCUGCGAGUCCAAGGGCACGCUGAUGAUCGUGGACAUCCAAGGCUGGCUGGAAGUGAGGACAGUGGCGUCAUCUACCUCACCGACCCACAGUUCCAUACAAGCGGCAUGGAGAAGUUUAGUCCGUAUGAUCAUCAAGAGAAAGGCAUGAAUAGGUUCUGGUCAGAGGUCCACCCUGUAUGCAAUGACAUGUGCAAGGCUGCUGGGCUAAGUCGACCUGACCAGUCAUCAACCGUCUACAUCAGAGUGAGUGAGUGACUUGUGGCGAACUCUGCUUUUAACAGUACUCCAGUCAUAUCACGGCUUGUCAGAUUACUGUGUCUAGGCCAAAUAAAAAAAAUGUUGUGGUUCCGAUUACACAUCUUUAAAAUUUAGGGUAGGUAGGUAGGAUUUUUAU